CUAGCUCUCCCGAUCCUCUCCUGCCUGUAUCGCAUAGUCACAGGCUCACAGCACAACGCCUGCCAAACCUGCAGCCACCGAUCGAGCUACGAGCCACCUAGUCCGGUAGUCCCUGCAGUAGCCAUGUCCAAGGCCUUCGCCAAGUCGCUGUCCCAGCUGAACAAGGCCCUGGUGAGGAGGCUCAAGGCCCUCGUCGUCGUCACCCGCGCGCAGCCGCCUGCGCCGGCGAGGCCGACGACGUGGUCGGACGCGCUGCCGUCGCCGUCGGGCGGCGGCGGCGGCGUCGCCGUGUGCAAGGUGGAGGGCGGCCUGCUCCGGUCCUCCUCCGCCUUCCCGUACUUCAUGCUGGUGGCCCUGGAGGGCGGCGGGCUCGCCAGGGCGCUGCUGCUCCUGCUGCUCUACCCCGCCCUGCGCCUGCUCGGCCACGACACCGCGGUCAGGGCCAUGGCCGUGGUCACCUUCCUCGGGCUCCGCAAGGACGCCGCCGCGUUCCGGGCGGGCAGGGCCUCGCUGCCCCGGCUGCUGCUGGAGGACGUGAGCGCCGAGGUGUUCGACGCGGCCGUGGCGCCGCCCCGCCGCCGGUGCGUCUGCGUCAGCGCCAUGCCGAGGGCCAUGGUGCAGCCGUUCCUGGCCGAGUACCUCGGCGUCGACGCCGUCGUGGCGCCCGAGGUGAGGGAGUUCGGAGGGUACUACCUGGGCGUCAUGGAGGACGAGAGCGAGGUGCUGCGUCGGCUGGACGUGGACAAGGUGAUCGCCGGAGACAAAAAAGGUGGUGGCUGUGGCGUCUUCGGCGUUGCUGGACUCGGCUCCUCGUUCGACCAGCUCUUCCAAAAUCAUUGCAAGGAGGUAUACGCGCCGACCGAGUCGGCGCGGCGGCGAUGGCACGCGCUCCCGCGGCGGCGCUACCCUCGGCCGCUCAUCUUCCACGACGGCCGGAUCGCCUUCCGGCCGACGCCCGGCGCGACGCUGGCCAUGUUCAUGUGGGUGCCGCUGGGCGUGGCGCUCGCCGUGGCCCGCGUCGCCACCUUCCUGGCCCUCCCGUUCUCGCUCUCCGUGCCCCUGCUCGCCGCCCUCGGCAUGCACAGCCGCGUCAUCGCCAACCCCGCCUCGGCGUCCAAGAGCCUCUUCGCCUGCAACCACCGGUCCCUGCUGGACCCGCUCUACGUGGCCGCGGCCGCGGGGCGCAAGGACCUCGCGGCCGCCACGUACAGCAUCAGCCGCCUCUCGGAGGCCCUGUCGCCGAUCCCCACGUUCCGCCUCACCCGGGACCGCGCGGCGGACCGCGCCGCCAUGCACGCGAGGCUGCGGUCGUGCGGCGGUCUGGUCGUCUGCCCCGAGGGCACCACCUGCCGCGAGCCGUACCUGCUGCGGUUCAGCCCGCUGUUCGCCGAGCUCGGGCACGACGUGGCGCCCGUGGCGCUGCACUCGUCGGUCGGCAUGUUCCACGGCACCACGGCGGCCGGGUGGAAGGCGCUGGACCCACUGUUCCUGCUCAUGAACCCCACGCCGGCGUACAUCGUGCACUUCUUGGACACCGUCGACGUCGAGUGCGGCGGCCCGGAGGCGGCGCGCGCCGUGGCGAACGAGCUGCAGCGGCGCAUCGCGGAGGCGCUCGGGUACACGUGCACGGGGCUCACGAGGAAGGACAAGUACCUCAUGCUCGCCGGCAACGAAGGAAUCGUCGACGUCAGCCACGGCGGCGGUGGCGCCAAGAAGAGAACUACUUGUGCUACCUAGCUAGUUCUGAAUUUUCAUUGCAGGCUUUCACCCGCUUCAGUGAAUGAAGGAUAACAGUUCUAUAG
Messenger RNA from Zea mays, 1802 nucleotides. RefSeq names its product glycerol-3-phosphate acyltransferase 1. Gene Ontology annotation, cellular component: membrane. NCBI's taxonomy places the organism in Eukaryota, Viridiplantae, Streptophyta, Magnoliopsida, Poales, Poaceae. Gene Ontology annotation, biological process: cutin biosynthetic process. The record is from RefSeq and is marked validated. Gene Ontology annotation, molecular function: phosphatase activity; glycerol-3-phosphate 2-O-acyltransferase activity.